Pyricularia grisea is the source of this 3699-nucleotide messenger RNA. RefSeq lists its product as uncharacterized. The coding region runs from base 175 to 3699 and encodes 1174 amino acids. The record is from RefSeq and is a predicted model, not a curated record. Lineage: Eukaryota; Fungi; Ascomycota; Sordariomycetes; Magnaporthales; Pyriculariaceae. Gene Ontology annotation, biological process: guanosine tetraphosphate metabolic process. The transcript has 3 exons.
CCGGCUUCAUUCACGAGGCAUUUCUCAAUACUUCUCAUCCAAAUGGCGUGAGCCCUGUUUUGUGCGCGCUGAUUCAUACCGGAUAUCCAUCCACAAAGAAAACAAGUCGCUGCAGCCACCACGGGAACAUUGCAAUAAAAAUACCCUUUUGGAACCUUCCCUGUGAAAGAAAACAUGAUGUCUACGGCAUCACCUGAGACUGAGAGCAGUGAAGCUCUGAGCGAGAAAAUCAGUCGUCUCAGCAGUGAAUGGAGCCCUGGAACAAGUGUGAGCCACUUCUUCGUCGAAAAGCUAUGGCCACAGAUUCAACCCGAGUAUGAGGAGAUGCUCGUAGCGGUGAGCGAAUACCUCAGAAAGCAAAUCAGCAUGGACAGGAAUAUUUCUGGUGUCACUGCCUUCAUCGAGGGGCGCGUCAAAGGAUCCGAUUCGAUCUACAAGUCCAUUCAAAGGCGCAAGGAAACUCGAAUAAUCGCAAAUCCCGAGCACGUGUUACACGAGGUUCAUGACUUGAUCGGACUGAGAAUCAUCGUUGAUACUCGAGGAAAUAUUCUAAAGAUGGAUGAUUUUAUUGAGCAGCACUUUCGGAAAGUACAAUCGAAGGAUGUGGUGAUUUUCUCCCCAUACAGGCAGAACCUUCAGGAUCCUCAAAAGCCGACUGAGUUCGGUGCCUAUGAAACACACAAUCACUACAUACAUUUGCCGGAAAGUUGCGAACUCACUCGUUUUCACAAGGUUAUGCUUGAAAUUCAGGUUACAACCAUCGGCGAAGCUCUGUUCAACAUCUUUGACCACGAGCUGACCUACAAAGGUUACGCUGGCCCCCUUCAGGGCCAAGAUCCAGCCUGGCUUGACACCCUUCAUGGAGCUGCGAAACAAUUGGGGAUAGCCAUGAGCCAUCUCACAGGUGGACAGACUGGAGGAAGCAAGGCGUCACGAGCACACACGCUCCUAAAACAGUUCACCGGGACUGUGAAAGAGGCACGCUCAUCACACCCACGACAGUUGACCCUCGAAGAUACGGACCAGAGCCUGCGUCGAUUGCUGUGCUCGCUUGCCGAUGAACUCAAUUCUCUGAUACCCAAUAGCCAGGGGGCUACCGACAAGCAACGCGAAAAGCUGGUCCAAAGCUUCAAGUUUCCCCAAAUGAACGACCGCCGUAACAAAGUAGUCGACUCCUACUCGGAUACAUUUUACUGGAUUUUCAAACGAGAUGACCAGAUCAAUGCAGCAGUCGAGACAGCUCAUGCUCAGAUGUGUUACCAUUGGUACAGCGUCGACAACUGUCCCAGUAGAGGCCGACACCCUCGACAUUGUGACAGUUUCAGCGACUGGAUGCAGUCCGAGUCCAAAUUAUACUGGCUGAGCGGAAAGCCUGGUUCCGGCAAAAGCACGCUGGUCAACUUCAUCCUUCAAGAUUCGCGCACGCAAGAGUUUCUCGAUCGGUGGAAACCUGGUGCUAUUACAAUAUCGCACUUCUUCUGGAAAGCCAGCAGUUCUUCAAUGCAGAAAAAUAUGAAAGGGAUGUUCUGCUCUCUCCUGCACCAGCUCGCGUUUCAGAACGAAUAUGUUCAGCAUCUGGUUAUGAGUAGGAUUCCGAACUGGUCAAACAAGGAUGACUAUUCAGACUGGUGCGAAAAGGACCUUUCUUCUCUUCUAGACGAGAUUCUUACCUCGAUCCCGGCGCCGGUAUUUCUGAUGAUUGAUGGACUAGACGAGAUCUUGACGGACGAGACUCUGGACCUGCUAAGCGCAGUAGCCCGGUUUCGGGAGCUGCGAAACGUCAAAGUCUGUGUCUCAAGCAGGCCAGAACCGCUGUUUCAAAGGGAAUUCGAUACCGAAAAACAACUUAGGUUACAAGACCUUACGAGGGGUGAUAUGCAAAAUUUUGCUUCUAGCAUAAUCACCAAGGACUGGUACACAGCGAGAGGAUAUGACCAAAAGGGUGUUGAUGAACUUAAAGACUUGCUGGCAAGCAAUGCCGAAGGCGUCUUCCUCUGGCUUCGCCUGGCUGGAGAGAAUCUCAAACGUGGUUAUCGCAAGGGUGAUACAUUAAAGGACCUGCGAAAUCGCCUUGAAACCCUUCCUCGGGAGCUCAACGAUCUCUACACGGAAAUGUGGCGACGGCUUAAUGAGGACACACAGUCGAAUCGCGAAAGCGGAGCGUCUUACAUUAAUAUUCUGCUCCAUAUUGGAUCAGAUUCCGAUUUUUUCCUUAUGAACUCAUUGGCGUUCCUUAUGACCUCAACCAAUCAUGAAAUACAACGCAAGUACGUGGGACACUUGGACGAAGCUGUCAACUGGGUCCAGUUCGUAUCACUUUGCGAAGAGACGCGGAGGCUCGUGGAAAAUCGGUGUGCCGGGCUCUUUCAAGUCACUACAACGACUGCCAAUCCCCAUGAGAGGCUAUCCGUUGAUUUACCUCAACAACAUCCGGCUAUUGGGGAUAUUUUGCUUCUCGACGUUAGCAUCGUGCACCGCUCAGCCUACGACUUUCUGAACGAGUCCGUGGAAGGGUUGAAAAUCCGAAGCCUCGAUCAUUCUUCGGCAGAUGAUAGGAAUUACAAGCUGCUGCAGGGCUACCUGGUUCUCGCAACAAUUCUCGGCAAGCAUUUGACCAGGCGAUUCUGGUUUGAUCAAGCGGUAUGGUACCUGGGGUGUUACGAUGAAAUAUCCGAAAAACUACUGCAAACAUUUGUUGAACUUGUACAACCGCUGCUUACGGCAGGUCUCUUGGAGGAAGACGAUGUGGAUUUCUGCGAUCUUUCAACUCCCCUCCAACGUCAUAUAAUCACAUAUUUGGCCAAACAACCCAAACAACGAGCAUCCCGGAUCUUACGCGAAUGUUUAAUACCGGGCCAGAACACACACAUCUUCAACUCUAAUCAAGAUUGUGGCAUUUUGGACAUAACCAACGACCAAGAAGUUGAUGUAUGGGCUAGAGGUGCGGUUGGUGGCAACCCACGUCACUUUCUGCCCUUCACUCAAAUUGAUAUCUGGCCGGCGCACAAUUAUCUGGACACAAUAACUUACUUGUCGGCGGGUGCUUUGAUUCUGUUCCAAGAGCUCAAUCACUCUGAAUACGAGUCCAGAUUAAGAUUAGUGGAGUUUAAUGCACGUCUCCAUGAGUAUCCCCAUGUUUAUGACAGGCUUUUCUGGUCCGAUUGCAACGAGUUCAUCCCAUUCACAAUCGGAUACUGGAAUUGGAAUAAGGAUCGUGAAGAAGGGGAUUGGAGUUUCAGCAUUUACCCAUUUGUGAAGAUGGGGGUCGUCAAUGUUGGGGAUGACUGCAUAUUCGUCACACUAAAAUGCAAUUUGGCAUUUUUGGCAAAGAUGCUUUCCGACUCAGAAUCAUCAAAGGAGUUUGCUGCUAGCCUCAUGCUAGUCACGUACAAUUGGACAUAUGCGCAGGGUAGGAAUCGCAUUUCAUCAAUCCUCCCAGCAAGCGAGCAGGUUUCUACAGAGAUUAUGGAUGAAAAAUGGUCAUGUUUUCAAAGCAUGAACGAUGGAGGCAUUGCGCUGGAGAAGACGCUGAAGAUGGUGCGGGAGUAUUUCUGCAGUGAGAACAGUGAGAACAGUGACUUUAAGCCCCUCGAAGAACCUGUGGGACAUUUUUUAGCAAGAGAAGAUUGUGGCUACAAGUUUGUCAAGGAUAUUGACCCAGAGGAGCUGGAGCCGGACUUGAUGAUCAACGGUUUUUGA